This is a messenger RNA of Rhineura floridana, 1861 nucleotides long. RefSeq names its product meteorin like, glial cell differentiation regulator (gene METRNL). NCBI's taxonomy places the organism in Eukaryota, Metazoa, Chordata, Lepidosauria, Squamata, Rhineuridae. The transcript is spliced from 4 exons. The record is from RefSeq and is a predicted model, not a curated record. Gene Ontology annotation, biological process: energy homeostasis; positive regulation of brown fat cell differentiation. Gene Ontology annotation, molecular function: hormone activity. The coding region runs from base 199 to 1095 and encodes 298 amino acids.
CCGCCCUCUGCUAAGCCAGAGCGAGCGCCGGUUUAGAGAGCUAGUAGGCUGCUGAGCCGAGUGGCCGGUCGGUGGGGAUGGGCUGGUGUUAGCGGUUGGAUUCGGAUCGGGUUUCCCCUUCGCCAUGUAGUGCUGGCUACGGGCGCUUUCCUCUUGCCUCGUCGGGUGGAUCCGUUCCAGAGCAGCGCGGCGGGGACCAUGCGGAGAGCCCCGGCGCCUGGGCUGCUGCUCCCGCCGCCGUCCCCGCUACUGCUUUUCGUCGGGCUUCUGGUACUGGACAGGGGCUGCACGGCGCAGUUCUCCAGCGAUUUGUGCAGCUGGAAGGGGAGUGGGUUAACACAUGAGUCUCACAGAAAAGAUGUUGAACAGGUCUACCUCCGCUGCUCUGAAGGAGCAAUAGAAUGGAUGUAUCCCACAGGAGCGCUGAUAGUCAAUCUACGACCCAGUAUUGUAUCUUCCUCUCCCAGACAUUGGACUGUCUGCAUAAAGCCCUUCAAGGACUCCGCAGGAGCAAAUAUUUAUUUGGAAAAAACUGGAGAAUUAAAACUGCUGGUCCAAGAUGGAGAUCACAGCCCUGCUAAAGUGCAUUGCUUCAGCUUUGAUCAGGGUGGUCUCUUUGUCGAGGCCACUCCUCAGCAGGACAUUAGUCGGAAGAUUACAGGCUUCCAGUAUGAACUAAUAAACAAGGGGACGGCAUCUGAUUUGCACAUGGUUUCUGCUCCCUGCCGACCUUGCAGUGACACAGAAGUGCUCUUGGCUGUCUGCACUAGUGACUUCGUUGUCAGAGGUACCAUCCAAAAUGUAAUCAAUGAGGAGGAACAGCAAGAUUCCAUCAUACAAGUGAGUGUGAAUAGAAUCUACAGGCAGAAGACCAAGAUCUUCAAGUCUGCAGAGGAGAGUGAUAGGUGGCAAGGACAGAUCAAGACCCUGCUGCAAUGUGGGGUGAGACCAGGAGAAGGAGACUUCCUCUUCAUGGGCCGCAUGCACUUUGGGGAGGCCAGGCUAGGCUGUGCUCCUCGUUUCAAAGACUUCCAAAGGAUGUACAAAGAGGCCAAGGACAAAGGGCUAAAUCCAUGUGAAAUUGGCCCAGACUGAAAUGGCAUUCCUCAACUGUUGGUCACUCCUGGGGCUCAGCCAGAACUAAUUCUUAGUUGCUGCAGGUGUGCUGAUCUAAAUGGAACUAACAACUGAGAGUGGAACAAUCUGAUGUUAGGAGUGAAUGUUCUCCUUUUUUGGGAGGCCCUUAAGACAUGACUGGAUGAGCAUCUAUCAGGGAGGGUUCAAGUCUAGGGACUCCUGCUGCUGCAGGAGGCUGGACUCCAUGAACCUUGAGGUACCGUACAUGAUCUUAUUAAAUACAAGAACCACACAAGCCAAUCCUUGUGGCCAGUAGCACUAUUACACUAAUGGAAGUGACUGAGGUACGAAUUAAAUCACCCAAGGCUGGAAUUCAAUCCCACAUCUUGUCCACAUGAACUAAAUUAUUAUUUUUUGUAAUUUGCUUAGGAAAAUGACGAAAGAAGAAUUGCAUCACAAUCUCCAUGUCUUAAAAAUAUCAAUCGAUCGAUGAAACUUUGUAUCUUUGUAAUACUAAUGUUUAAAAUGUGUUAAGCAGAUGUAGCAUUUUUGCAUGGUAUAAAAGGACAACAGCAUGGUAGAAGCCGGUGAAACCAUCUUAACAUUGAUGCUUUGUAAAAAGCUUGGUGUACAAUAUUGAAAUUGUUUCUUAUGACAGAAAUUUAUGGAACCAAACACUUGCUUUCCUUUUAAAAUUUUUUUAAAAGAAUGUACAAUUGCCGCCUGCAAUUUUUGCUCAGGCUGGUGAGUUGUUUCCAGAGAAAUAAAAAGUUCCUGGAUUUGA